Molecule: messenger RNA, 312 nt
Organism: Propithecus coquereli (Coquerel's sifaka)
Lineage: Eukaryota; Metazoa; Chordata; Mammalia; Primates; Indriidae
Source: RefSeq, a predicted model, not a curated record
AUGCGCCCAGGUGGGCUCGGCGUCCUCACAGCCUCUGCAGCACGUGCCUUCAGAAGGAAGAGAUCUGGGGCGGGAGACUCAAGGCAUCUCAGAUGGAACCGAAAGCCCCAGCGGCUGCUUGCAAGGUUCUCUACCCAUCACCCCCCAACCUGGGUGGGCUGGGACCACAUCGGCACCUGGCCUGACUCUACCAGAAUGCCCUCCAAGACCAACACUGCUACCCGAGUCCCCUCACCAGGGACACUGCAGUGCCCCACAUGGGUGCUGCACCCAAUGUUGGAGACAGAUGCUCCAAAAAUGAAAGUGACGUGA